Molecule: messenger RNA, 3005 nt
Organism: Biomphalaria glabrata
Lineage: Eukaryota; Metazoa; Mollusca; Gastropoda; Planorbidae
Product: RING finger and CHY zinc finger domain-containing protein 1-like
Exons: 9
Coding region: 13-780 (255 amino acids)
Biological process (GO): ubiquitin-dependent protein catabolic process; protein ubiquitination
Cellular component (GO): nucleus
Molecular function (GO): ubiquitin protein ligase activity; zinc ion binding
Source: RefSeq, a predicted model, not a curated record
UACACUUUUAAAAUGUCUGACGAACCUAAGGAAGAGGUCAACGAAAAAGAUUCAGUAAUAGCAGAAGCCAAUAUUUCUAAUGAUGCUGAUUUAAAAAAUGUUACAUAUUUGGAUAAGUGUAAUCAUUACACUAGAAAUUGUAAAUUAAAAGCACCGUGUUGUUCUGUAUUUUAUUCUUGCCGAUUCUGUCAUGAUGAGGACAACGAUCAUGAAAUGGAUCGCCACAAGGUUAUGGAAGUGCAAUGCAAGCGAUGUGAUACAAUACAAGAAGUCAGGAAAGAUUGUUGCAAAUGUGGAAUUAUCUUUGGAGAAUAUUUCUGUCCAAUAUGUCGACUUUAUGAUGUUCCUAAACACCAGUUUCAUUGUCUCAAGUGUGGAAUAUGCAGGGUUGGACCUGAGGAUAAAUAUUACCACUGUGACACCUGUAAUGCCUGUCUCAGCCUAGAGCUCAAGGGCCAACAUAAAUGCAUAGAGAAUGUCUCAAGGUCAUUGUGCCCUAUAUGUCAAGAAUUUCUUCAUACUUCCCGCUCAGGCAUUGAGAUUCCUCGAUGUGGACAUAUGAUACAUCAAGAAUGCCUAAAGAGCUGUGCCGAACAAAGGCUGUACCAAUGCCCUGUCUGCAAAGAGUCUUUGUGGGACAUGAAGGAAGUUUGGCAAGAGAUGGAUGAAGUUUGUGCAGCUGUUCAGUUACCCGAGGAACUGGUGCAUGUCAAGUUGUUUAUAUUAUGUCAAGACUGUCACAAGUAUUUCUUUGGCAUAUUCAAUGACAAUGAAAAGUGAUAGACUUGUGAGCAGUUCUUCAACACUGAAGGUCUCAAGUGUAUACAUUGUGGGAGUUAUAAUACUACACAGACGUCAAGUCAUGACAGCAGCAGGCCAUAGGAGCUAUUUGUUCACAGUGUGUAACUUCAACUCAAUUCCUUUUCCGGGCUAUAUAGUUUGUUGCAUUUUUUUUUAAAUGCUGACCACAACUGAUUUUAUACACAGCGUGUUCAGGCUUUAAAGCCAAUUCUAAAUUUUAAGAAUUUUGUAACCUAACUACCGCCAAUUAUUUUUGUGUUUCUAUCGGAAUCAUCUUAACAUAAAACUGUAUUGGACAUACAGUUGUGCAAUGAUAUUUAGUUCAUUCUUGAAGUUUUCAUAAUUUAUUAAGGAUUUUAACAAAUUAUUAAUUAAUGUUGAAGGUAUAAAGCUUUAAAUGAUUAGAGUACGGCUAGAAAUUUUUUUUUUUUUUGGGGGGGUGGGGGGGGGGGGUGGGAUUAAGCAAUUGAAUUAAGGCAUUGCUGUCGGUGGUUGUUGAAUUAACGCAGUUAAAAAAUGGUUGUUGAAUUAGGGCCAGUUUUAAAUUUGUGGUUUUUAAAACUUGUGUUUAUUGUUAUUUAAAGGAUGAACAGUUUUUCAUUAUUUGAAAAUAGAAAUGUUCAGGAUAAAUUUUAUUUUUUCAGUUUCAUAAAUAUAACAUAUUAGAUAUCCACUUCCAAAAACUGGUUUGCUUACCAUUAUGCAUAGUCAUUGCCAAUUAUUUACAAUUAAGUCUUUCUUGCACAUUGCCCUCAAGCAAAUCAUGGUUUCUUCCUGCUUCCAUCUGACGAUUGUCAGUUUCCUAUUGAGAGUAAUACUGGGAUGUCUGCGUGCUUCCUUUUUAAAGAUGUUUAUAAUCAAUUUUUUUUUUCCAUUAUAAGUUUAGUCAUUGGCAGUGUUCAUUUUUUUUAUUCUAUGUGCCAGGAUGAAUUUAUAUUAGUGCUCUUUCUUUCCUAAUGCUUAUAAUGCAUUGAACAAGUUGCCUGAAUCAGCCAGGACAAUGAAUGACUACAUAGAGUUUAACUCAUUAACUUGUAAGACUAGAUUAACUCUUGCAUAUGCUAGGACAUUAUUAAUUUUAUUUUUUAAAUUUAUUUUUUUUGUUGAGAAGUACCUCUAAUUUAUGAGAUACAAGCUGGAAUGUUUGUCCUAAUAUUUCAAAUAUAUUUGAAAUUCUUCUCAGCCAAUUUUAUGCUAUUGACUUAAUCAGUUAUCUAUUAUUUUGAUUACAUUCUAUGUUUAAUGUAAUAGUGUACAAAGCAAGUAAUAAAGUUGUCUUUCUUCAUUUCUGUCUUUUUUUUUUUUAUAAAUUUUUUUUAUGUAACAGGCAUGUCAAUUCUUUGAUUUCUUUCCAUUGCCUCUCUGUCUGCCUCUUCUUUUUCUCCUGAUACUGUUCCCUGAAGGAAGGUCUUUGCAAAACCUGAGGACCUUAUGAUAUGGCCAUAAUGUUUAUGUUGGUGUGUUUUGACAUUAGUUAGCAGGACACUGUUUUUUAUCUCUUCAUUUGUGAUGUGGUUUUUGUAAUUGAUACCUAAGAUCUUUUUUAUGUUUAGCCUCUCAUUUCCAUUGCUUUGAUCUUCCUCUGUAGAUUGGCAUCCAGCGUCCAAGAUUUGCAAGCAUAUAAAAAUGUGGCCGUGACCAGGGAGCACAUCAAUAAGAUUUUAGUGUCGAGGGUUCUGCCUUUGUCUUUCCAGGUCAUUUUGAAAUUUGCAUUUUCUGCUGUGGACUGUGCAAUUCUGGUCAGGUUUUGUUCCUUCAUUUGAGAUGAUAGCUCCGAGGUGUUUAAAAUUACUGCCACUUGUCAGCUUUCACCUCUAAUACUGAUGUCCCUUUUUAAAGCCCUGUUGGCUAGAGGUCUAAUUUGUGUUUCUUUUAGGAUUGAUUUGCAUACCAUUUGCUGCAGAAGUCUGUCUAUGCACAACACCAAGUCAGCUAAUUCUUCUUCUGUCCCUGCCAGACCAUCUAUGUUGUCCGCAAAGUGCAAGAUAGUAAUUCUUCUUCCUCCAAUGCUUACAGUACCUUUGUAACCCACUAGAGCAUCUUCCAUUAUCCUUUCAAGGAAGAUAUUGAAAACAGUUGGUGAAAGCAUGCAGCCUUGUCUCACUCCAUCUUGGAGUAUAAACAAAUUAACAACAAAUCUAUGGUAUAUAAUUUGUAAAGUUGUAACAUAUCAAUAAAUAUGCCUUUAGAAAUGUAAAAACAAA